CCAGAAUUAGAGUGUUAUAUUGUAUUGUAGGGUGCGUCGUUGUCAGAAGCGGGCGGCGUGUAGCGGGAGCGUUCGAUGGAGACGGUGUAUCCUUGUGCGGCGUCAGCGCUGACGCGCGGCCGACGAGCGCGCCGCCCUAGACCGCGCUCACGGCAUCGCACCGUUCCAGUCACAUUCGCAGAGAUUAAGGUACCUCCACGCAUGUCAAAUGUUGGUAAUCAAUUUCAACGUAUCGUAUGAGUAGAUGUGUUCCCGAAACAACGCCCGAGUAUAUAAUUCACUUAUAGCACCCGCUUGUAGCUUCACGUAGGUGAAAUGAAGAAAUUUCAUAUUUGGAUCACUUUUACAAAAAGUCAAAAAUUUCCUUUUAUAAUAGUACUAUAGAUAUUUUCAAUCUUAAAAUACUAUAUCUAUAAUCUCUUUCCAUCAACAAAAUCAAUAAAUUUCUAAAUUAUUUAUUUUAUUAAUGAACUAUAUUAAUAUAAUAAAUAUACUAAAUUGUGGAAUGCAAUAAAUAAAUAAAAUGGCAAAUUUCUUUAAACCACACCCAGACUCUUUGGAUAGACACAUUUAUGAGAAUACCGGUCGAUCGGAAUACAUAGAUUCCUGGACGUGUCUUCAGGAGGUGGACGAAGAAAGUGAGGAAGCAUGCAUGGUGGCGCCGACGCCGGAUCGGGAGCGACGGCGGCCCGACGUACUGGACGACCAGUUGGUGCGCUUCGCGGAGUUCAGGCGCAGGCGCGCUAGACGGGAGCGAGACGUGUUACGUGAGCGAACUGAGGAACCUGCUCCUGGUACCGUUCAACGUGAUGACGAUGCGACUACCAACGCAGCUGCUUUCAGUAGUGCCACACCUCGUGCGGGGAGCGAACCCGCCGUUCUAAGUCUCGUAGACACUUGACGCUGCCCCGUCUGACACCGGGAUUAAGUAUCACGCGGGUCAUUUUGAACUCGUCAAUUAUACGGAUGUUAUGAACUAUUGAUAGGUACUUAAAUUAGCUGUUGAAAUUUAUAUUAUUGGUAUUUUCUCAUAAAUUUGUAUUUUUAUACGAAUUUCAUUAAGAAUAAUAUACAAGCCUUUUACAUAAUAGGUAUAAUUCUUUAAAUAAUAAAUUCAUCUAAAAUAACUAUAAGUCCAAGGGAUAAUACUAGUUGGUUAUACCUAAUUAUGAUUCGUGUCAAAAUAUAAUUUAAUUAAUUAAUAUACGUAUAAUGAAAAACUCUAGUAUAAUUGUCAUUUUUUUAUUUACGCAUUAUAGAAUAAAUUAAAUAAAUAGAACUCUCAAACACGCUUCAUUCGGACACUUUAAUAAAUAGACAUCGGUAUAUACAACUAACUCUUACGUUUUACUUAAAGCUACAUUUAUAAAAUGUAAUGAUUAACAAACAAUAUAAAUUAUGUAAUACGAGUAACAACACUACGGUCGGCGGGAGGUGCCGGCGGUGCGGCGGCGGCGUGCGACAUCUCUUAUAAAAAACACUUAUAUCUUACUUUAAUAUUACACGCUAACUCAUGCGAGGGGACGAAUUACGUGGCUUCAGUGAUACCACAAUCAUUAUUGUAAUUUUUAUUUAAUUCUAUACAUUACAUUUAAUUUCAUCGCAUAAAGUAUAAUAUUAACGCUUAUGCUUAUAUAUUUCUUAGAAAACAGACUACAAUAAUUAUUAAUAUUAUCAUGUACCAAAAUGUUUGUCAGAUAGUAACUAAUUUUGUUUGGCACUUUUCUCUAGUAUACAAUUGAGCAUUUCGGUAAGAGUAAAGUAAAACAGUACAAAUAUGGUACGAGUCGAUAAAGCCGCCGCCGCCCUUCGUAUUACAAACUUUCGCCUUUAUAAUAUUAAUAGGAUUAGUCUGCAACUAUCGACAGUUGUAGGUAAACGGAUGGUACCUUUAAUUCGUAUGAAUUAACAUGACACCUGAGGGACUACUCUUAUUUAUUCUCGAAUGAACAUUCGGAAAAUGAUAAAUUUAAAAAAAAAUCGUAAAAUCAUAUCCGUGAAGUUUUUAUGUGCAUCAGAGCAUUCAUAGCCAUUGGCAGGUCCUACUUUCGUUGCAUUAGGCGUUUCUUUGGAGUCCAUUAAAAAAAAUAAAGUAUGUUCGUUUUCAGAGAAAUUGGUGUUAUGUUAAUUCGUAAGAGUAGUAAGUAGGAGAGAGCGGCCCGCCCCCGCGCCAUACUAAUAUCACCGGGCACACGUACACAGUACGAUCUGCGCUUACGUUAAAAAAUAAUUUACUAGCGAUAAUAACCGCCUGACGUCGCUUAAAUCUAACAUACGGUAAAUUUGUCUAAGUAAAAUAUUUAUUCCACUCUCACUUUGUAUUUUAUUAUCGACUUCUCCGUUAAUUUAGUAUAAUUUAAUACUAUACGAAACGUUAUUUAUAUAUUAUUUGUCAGUUUUUGCUACAGUACAGUAGAGUAAAUUAAAGUUUUAAUCCGUUAAAACGCCUACUUUCAUGACACCCGCAUGCGGAGAGCGGACGAUCCUCGCUUUCAUUGGUCGGUCAUUGCCUUAUUGACCAAUGAGAUGACAAAGCAGAGGUCGGCCGUACGUCUUUUGCUGACCCCAUCGACCAGUGCAACUGAGGCAUCAAUUUCCCAAGGCAAAGCUGUUGUAUACAACUAUUCUCUGUAUUAAUAAACGGCUCUUCGAAUUACACAUAAAAUUGAUAAUCAUAAGAGGUGUUAAAAAGAGUAAAGUAGUGACUUGGUAUGAACAUUUCGACCACUUUAUCUGUAGCACUU
Messenger RNA from Diatraea saccharalis (sugarcane borer), 2744 nucleotides. The record is from the annotation of a GenBank genome assembly. Lineage: Eukaryota; Metazoa; Arthropoda; Insecta; Lepidoptera; Crambidae.